This is a messenger RNA of Lineus longissimus, 2024 nucleotides long. RefSeq names its product grancalcin-like. The record is from RefSeq and is a predicted model, not a curated record. Gene Ontology annotation, molecular function: calcium ion binding. The transcript is spliced from 12 exons. NCBI's taxonomy places the organism in Eukaryota, Metazoa, Nemertea, Pilidiophora, Heteronemertea, Lineidae. Bases 111 to 1088 code for a protein of 325 amino acids.
GGUGGUAUUGAAGCUAAUAAUCAUACAUCUGUACAUAUCUAACGUCUUCGCCGGAUCCAUGUCAUAUAGUUUUUGACAAGCAACUUGAUAAGUACCUUCAAGAAGGGAGUAUGAGCGAAUUCUUUGAGGAAGUAUUUGGGUCGUCAAGCUCAGAUGAUGACUAUGACUUUGACGUGGAUUACAAGAAGGGAAAGAGCAAAAGACACAACAAGGGGAAGAAGGCAAAGUGUUCCAUAUUUGCAGUGCAUUCGGUGGCGGAUGGUACUCUCACCGAUCGAGGCCGGCAGCAGCAUGCACCGCCUCCACAACACCACCACCAUGGCCCUCCCCCCGCCAUACAGGGCCACGGACAGCCACCCCACGCCCAGACGCAGAUGAUGCAGAACCAAUGGCAGCAAGAGCAGCACUACCAGCAGUAUCAACACUUCAGCCAACAGAGUCAGGUCUACGGAAGCUAUGGCAACCAGUUUCAACAGAAUGUCUUCAGUAUAAACCCUUCUCAGGCACUUGCAUUCAAUACGGAACAGGAAUUCCAAAGAGACUUCAAUGAGUACGCCAACCCGACUCUAGGAGGCAUCCAAGCAGAGGAACUUCACAAUUUCAUGAACAGGCAUCCAAAAAUCAAAAAUCAAAAAUCAAAAAUCAAGAACUUCUAUGGAAUCUCUUGGAGCAUGGAACUUUGCAAGAUCAUGAUAAUGAUGCUGGACCGUAACAAGGAUGGUAUCAUGCAGUACGGAGAGUUCAAAGAGCUGUUGCAAUGUCUUCUUCACUGGCAUCAACUGUUCACAACGUACGACCUGGAUCGGUCUGGCUUUGUCGAGGCGAAUGAGCUGCUUAAUAUCACCAUGAGGAAAUUUGGGUACAACCUUUCUCAGAAAGCCGUAACAACACUACUCAAACGUUACUCGCGUGCAUUAGAUGACGGCCGAUGCCUUAUUGCCUUUGAUGACUUUGUGGCACUUUCAGUGCGACUCCGAGCAUACACAGAAGCCUUUCGUGCGCGUGACCGGAUGAACCACAACGGCCAAGAGACAGGACGAACAGAAUUCGGUUAUGAUGAUUUCAUCCAGUGUGUGAUGUGUCUGUAGACCGGUGUAAAAGUAAAAAGUGUCCCCCCGGAAAAAGUGUCCGGCCCUAUUGUAUUCUGCAAUAUGGUUCUAUAGAGACCCUGACCGUCAAUAGCUCAGAGAUUGAAGCGCAUAAUAGAAUCCUUUGUUCCCGGACAUUUUAUCCUAGGACAUUUUAAACUUCUACACCGGCAGCGAGAGACCAUGAAUAACGCCGCGGGCUAUAUACCAAAGAACUCCUUCCGUCCAUGUAGCUGUAGUCUUGUUUCUCUUGACUUUCUGAUGUCAGUCAAUCCACGAACAUUUACCUGGGAGUGUGUUGAAUUCAUCCAACAGCGAUAGUGCGAUCCAUGACAGGAUUUAGAUCAGAACAAUAUCAGGGGGACUUUUCAAAGUGCACGAGGAAUUUUUGAUUGCAUGAGGAUGUAUUGUCAUCACGUUUAUUAUGUUAUCAUUAAAAAAUUGCCUUUUUAAUUCAUCGUAUUAUAAAAUGUCAAGUUUUGUAGGUCUGGAAACACUUUUCCGCACGGUUAAGUCGCUGUUUUCCCUGGCCGUCUUAAAUGCUCAAUCUAUGGUUCAAAACAUUGUGAUGAGACCAUGUGGAGAACCUUCAAAAACUUAUUUUCAAGGAGUUGGAUUUCAAAAAAAAUUAUUAUUUCGUUAACUUAUACUUGUAUUUAUCAACAACAAAAUGCACUAUUUAAUUGAUAUUUCAUGGAAUUUGAAAUGAUUCCAGCCAUGUUGUUUUGUAGGUUAGAAUGGGGUAAUUGUAGCCCCGGUUUAUUUGUACCCCAUUCUACCUUAUAUGUUAUCAUUAUAUUCAAUGAUAUUUAUUUUGCCUUCCACAUCCUUUUGGUCGAUAGAAUUCCAGUCGAGAACAUUUUUCAGAGUAUCAUCGUAAAUAUCUCCUCCGCCAUAAAUGUAGAAAGUUGAAAAUAAAUUGCUAUAUAGUCCAGA